Pelobates fuscus (common spadefoot toad) is the source of this 2293-nucleotide messenger RNA. RefSeq names its product RAP2C, member of RAS oncogene family (gene RAP2C). The record is from RefSeq and is a predicted model, not a curated record. The transcript is spliced from 4 exons. NCBI's taxonomy places the organism in Eukaryota, Metazoa, Chordata, Amphibia, Anura, Pelobatidae. Gene Ontology annotation, molecular function: GTPase activity; GDP binding; GTP binding. Gene Ontology annotation, cellular component: plasma membrane. The coding region runs from base 392 to 943 and encodes 183 amino acids. Gene Ontology annotation, biological process: negative regulation of cell migration; Rap protein signal transduction.
CCGCUUUUUCUUGCACUUCCUUCCGGAGGCUCCGGACUCGGCGGUGGAUCCGGGCCCCACCCUGAGCGAGGAGGAGCGGGCUGAACCGUGUGUCCGGGGCUGUCACAGAUCUGCAGUUGGUGUUCCGAAAGAGACUCAAAGUUCUACUCUUGGUGUAGUUGUGCUCCAUUGUCCUGGAUUCUGUAGCAGCCUUUUGGGUACGGUGUGUGAGGAGCACACACUUUUUUCCUUUCCACCUAACAAGAAGAAAGAUCCUGCCAGAUCAGCAACUGUACCCUUGAAGCUGAAAGAGGCUAUGAACACCUUGAAUCCAAAGCCUACAGUGUAACACUCUCUUCACUUCACAUUUAUCUGUGGUGCAUGAGCUGUGUGACCCCACCUAUCCGGGCCCAUGAGGGAAUACAAAGUUGUGGUGUUGGGCAGUGGAGGGGUUGGAAAGUCGGCCCUAACUGUACAGUUUGUAACGGGCACUUUUAUUGAGAAGUAUGAUCCUACUAUUGAGGACUUCUACCGUAAGGAGAUUGAGGUGGACUCUUCACCAUCUGUGCUGGAGAUCUUGGACACUGCCGGUACUGAACAGUUUGCUUCCAUGAGAGACCUGUAUAUCAAGAAUGGCCAGGGCUUUAUCUUGGUGUAUAGCCUGGUGAAUCAACAAUCAUUCCAGGACAUCAAGCCAAUGAGGGACCAGAUAGUCAGAGUUAAGCGGUAUGAGAAAGUCCCCCUCAUUCUAGUUGGGAACAAAGUAGACCUGGAAUCGGAGCGAGAAGUUAUGGCAACAGAAGGCCGGUCUCUCGCUCAGGAGUGGGGCUGCCCGUUCAUGGAGACUUCGGCCAAGAGCAAGACAAUGGUGGAUGAACUGUUUGCUGAAAUCGUCAGGCAGAUGAACUAUGCUUCUUUGCCUGAAAAGCAGGAUCAGUGUUGUACAACAUGCACUGUUCAAUGAAAAAUUCAAAGAAGGACCUUAAACAUGGCCAUAACGAAACAGAUAACUCAGAGGAAAUUUGCACAGCUACCACUAUGGUGGACGUAACAGCCCAGGUUGCAGAUCUGAGCCUUGAUAAACCUGUCUGCACAACAGCACAUUGCCAUGGACGUCAUUGGAAGCUCAGAGUGUGUGCCCGUAAUGCUCACAUGCCUUCUGCAGCUGUGCUUAGCACGUUUACUAUAAGUUAAUACAGUAUCUUUCUUUCUCCUUAGAAGUCUUUUUUUUUUUUUUUUUUUAUUAUUUCUUUAGCUCUCUAAGUUUCUGUUAACGGUUAAUAUGCAACAGUUCCCUUUUUUCAUAUUUUAAUUAACUUCUGAAACUUGUAUUUAUUAAAUACUUAAACUCAGUAUUACUUACAUAAUGCCUUUUAAAAGACCGUUUUAUCAGAGGAUAAUUUGAGCCUUAAAUCACAUGGGUUUUAUUUCUGUAAAUUACCUCACAUACGCUCUUAACCCUUUCACUGGUAGCUGGCCAGAGGUGUUUAUUCCCUCCCUCAUCCUGAUGUCACCUGGCAUGAAUGGGUUAACUUGCAUUUUUUUCUUCUUCUUCUUCCUCUUCAUCUGGAAGUGGUUGUUAUGUACUUUGAGAUUAUGUUUACGUUUAAUGGUGUCAUGUGAAGCUGCUCAAAACAAAUUGGACCUGUCUGGUGCUCUUGCGUUGGCUCCUUGGGCCCACGUUAACCUAGCUGUUCAACUCCAGAAAGAACUUCCCUGUCUCCAGAUGACACAUGACAGUCCACAUGAGACAGCCGAAGAAAUUUCCUGUGCAGAAGCAGCGCAGUGUUAAUUAACGUGUCCUUAAUAUUCUGUUAGAGCGUUUGUUUGUUUUUUUUGCUUUUAGUAUAAUUGUGUUGAAAGUCUCCCUUUAGCCUUUCAGAUCCAACAUAGCUUUUUAGAGCCAGAUGGGGAGAGUAGCACUAUGGCGCUGGUCUCUUCUUUGCCACUUAAUGGGUUAAAAUGGCGCUCAGCAUGAGCUCCAACACAUGAACUGUUUUAACUGAAAUCUUUCUACUUUUGAUGUAUAAUGGUUCUUCACCUUAGUGGUAGGUGGGCUUGUGCAGGUAUCGAGUGGUUUGCAACAAAAAUCUUUUUUAUUUUUAGAGGCCCUUCCAUUUCCUACUUCCUGCUUGUUUUAUGCUAAUUGACCAUUUGCUUUCUACUGUUCCUUUAGGAAAAGGGGUGUUACCAGUUUUAUUUUAAUUUUCUUUGUGUAUCUAUAAAGUAAUGCAAAUUCAACUUCAAUAUUUUAUUUUUUUCCUUCCCACCUGUGCACAUAUACGUCUGCUGCAAAUAAAAUGAUUUUACUUUU